Molecule: messenger RNA, 1484 nt
Organism: Drosophila obscura
Lineage: Eukaryota; Metazoa; Arthropoda; Insecta; Diptera; Drosophilidae
Gene: Pgk
Product: phosphoglycerate kinase
Exons: 3
Coding region: 102-1349 (415 amino acids)
Biological process (GO): glycolytic process; gluconeogenesis
Cellular component (GO): cytosol
Molecular function (GO): phosphoglycerate kinase activity; ADP binding; ATP binding
Source: RefSeq, a predicted model, not a curated record
CGCACAGCAGCUGUGAAUGAAGAGAAAAGAGCGAACAUUCGCCAAGCCAGUUGUCAAAAGUGUACCAGAAGUUGUUUGCACGCUCCAAAAAAAUUAUUAAAAUGGCCUUUAAUAAGCUGAGCAUUGAGAACCUGGACUUGGAGGGCAAGCGGGUGUUGAUGCGAGUGGACUUCAAUGUGCCCAUCAAGGAUGGAAAGAUCACGAGCAACCAGCGCAUUGUCGCUGCUUUGGACAGCAUAAAGCUGGCCCUGUCCAAGAAGGCCAAGUCCGUGGUGCUGAUGUCCCACCUGGGUCGUCCCGAUGGCAACAAGAACAUCAAGUACACGCUGGCGCCCGUUGCCGACGAGCUGAAGAAGUUGCUCGGACAGGAUGUUAAAUUCCUCAGCGACUGUGUGGGCAAUGAGGUGGAGGCCGCUUGCAAGGAUCCCGCGCCAGGUUCGGUUAUUCUGCUCGAGAACGUGCGCUUUUACGUGGAGGAGGAGGGCAAGGGCUUGGACGCCAGCGGCGGCAAAGUAAAGGCCGAUCCCGCCAAGGUCAAGGAGUUCCGUAGUAGUCUGGCCAAGUUGGGCGAUGUCUACGUCAAUGAUGCCUUCGGCACUGCCCAUCGCGCCCACAGCUCCAUGAUGGGCGAUGGCUUCGAGAAGCGUGCUGCUGGCUUGCUGCUCAACAAGGAGCUCAAGUACUUUUCGCAGGCCCUGGACAAGCCCCCAAAUCCCUUCCUGGCCAUCCUAGGUGGCGCCAAGGUUGCCGAUAAGAUCCAGCUGAUCGAGAACUUGCUUGACAAGGUCAAUGAGAUGAUCAUUGGCGGCGGCAUGGCGUUCACCUUCCUCAAGGUCCUCAACAACAUGAAGAUCGGCGGUUCCCUGUUCGACGAGGAGGGUUCCAAGAUUGUUCAGAACCUAGUGGACAAGGCCAAGAAGAACAACGUCAAGCUGCACUUGCCCGUGGACUUUGUCUGUGGUGACAAGUUCGCUGAGAACGCAGCCGUCAGCGAGGCCACCGUCGAGAGUGGUAUUCCCGACGGACACAUGGGUCUGGAUGUGGGACCCAAGACCCGUGAGCUGUUUGCGGCACCUGUGGCACGCGCCAAAUUGAUUGUCUGGAACGGACCUCCCGGCGUGUUCGAGUUCCCCAACUUCGCCAAUGGCACAAAGACCAUCAUGGACGGCGUUGUGGCGGCCACUAAGAACGGCACUGUCUCCAUCAUCGGUGGCGGCGACACAGCCUCGUGCUGCGCCAAAUGGAACACUGAAGCUCUCGUUUCGCACGUCUCCACCGGUGGCGGUGCCUCCCUGGAGCUGCUGGAGGGUAAGACACUGCCCGGCGUGGCCGCUCUCUCCAACGCCUAAACUCGAAUGGAAAUCACACUCUUCGAAAAUGAAUGUUGAUCGCGUCGUUUAUCUUGUAAGACUCACAAACAGAAAGUUGCAUAAUUUUGUUUCAACAUGAAAUGCAUAUGAAAUAAAGGAAUAUUAUUUAGCUUA